Paramecium sonneborni is the source of this 2131-nucleotide messenger RNA. The record is from the annotation of a GenBank genome assembly. NCBI's taxonomy places the organism in Eukaryota, Ciliophora, Oligohymenophorea, Peniculida, Parameciidae.
AUGUAAAGGAAACAAGCAUUAAUUUUAUAGAAAAAUAAUUAAAAAUUAUCUCAACUACUUUAAAAGAAAGUAAAUGAAGAUAGAAAUGAAGAAAAUUAAAUUACUCCAUUUAAUAAAUUAGGUAAAUUCACAAUUGAAGGAUGGUUAGACUGUUAAAAUUUAAAUCAGUAGAUUUAGUUAAAAUAUUGUGAAUUGAACAUUAAAUAAAAUGAGUCGAAUAAAAUAUAUCUAUACAGUUAAAAUAGAGAAGUAUUUAAAUUAACAAUAAGUUUUAGAUUGGUAGGUUUCAAUAUAAAGGAGAAAAGAUUUUCUAUUAUCUUCUUUAUGAAAAAUAUAUAGAAAUUCUUGUUGGAGUAAAUGAAGAAAUCUAAAAAUGUGCAACUAAUAAAGAAUUUAGUGUAGUUCAAAUAUCAAUUGAAAUAAACUUAUUUGCCAAUCCAUUCCUUUUCAAUCAAGAUAAUACUUUAUCUGAAUAAAAUAAAAUGAAAUUCAUUUUUGCUUUAUUGAAACUUCAAGAAUUCCUUAAAGAAUCCUUUUUAUUCAAUUUAUAUCCAAUUGAAAAACAACUUUAAUUUUCAGGUCCAUGUUACUCAUCAAAUAUAAUUUUGGAAUGGAUGAUUGAAAGAGAAACAGGAUUGAGUUCAAUAUCAAAUCAAAAAUUUAGAGGAGGGGUGUUUUUCUAACUUAAAUAGGGUUAUAUUUUCGAUAGAUUUUAUGAUUUAAUCAAUUAUAAGGCAAGACGCUAAGCACGAAAAAGUUAAACAUUAAUAAUCACAUUUGAUCAAUUCGUUGCAGAAGAGAGGAAAUAAGAAAUUCAAAUAAAAUAUCCAAGCCUUAGUGUUUGUUCUAUUAUUAAUUAGGAAAUCAAUUUAAAUUAACUUCUAAUAUUUGAUAUUGUAGUAGUUUCAAUUGAUGAGAUCAUGAAAUAAUAUGAAAAUUAUAGGAUAUAUUCUUUAAAUACUUUUUACUCGUUUAGAUGGAAAAGGAUUAUUGUUGAUCUUAGUAUUUUGAAGUCUCAAUUAAUUUACAAUUUAUAUUUUAUUAAUCUUUUAAAUACAAAAUACAAAUGGAUAUUUUUAUAAAAUAUUGAUGAAUAGGUUAAAAGGAUAACUAUCAACUUUAUUUUGGAAUUCUUUACAUUAGAGAAGAAAUCCUUUGAAAAAUAUUUUUCAAUAGAGAAUUAGCCUUAAUAAUAAAAGAGAAGUCUUUUAAAUAUUGCUUAAUAAGAAUAAAUUUCAUAAUCUUCAAGAACAGUAGAAACCUAAAUAAUUUUGGUUGAUUUCAACUAUGAAGAAUAAUUAUAAUAUAAUUCUUAGAAGUAUAAGAAUUUAGAAAAUUAUAAUUUAGAAGAUUAUGUUCAGCAAUUCAAUUCAUUAAGAUACUUAUGUUCAUUUUUCGAAUAGAAUUAUGAAUAAAAGUUUUGUAGUUUUUGUUUCAUCCCAUUAGAAAAUAUUUAUAUGAAUUAAGUAUGUUCACAUGUAUUUUGUUUAUAAUGUUUGAAAUAUGCAUGCCUUUUGUGUAAUUAGAAAAUAACUAUUAGUAAAAUUAAUAAAAUCAGAUAGUAAAAUACUAUCAAUUCUCAAACAGUAAGAAAUAAAUGGAUGAAAUUAAUUUAAUUAAUAUAAAAUUUAAAGGGCAAGAUAGUGAUUUUUACUUAAUAUCCUAAUAAAUUACAAUAACAAUUUUUUAACUCUUCAAUGGAUUUAUCUAAUGUUAAAGUAAAAAUAACAAUUUUAAUAUUUUUAGAAUUUAUCAUUUGAUUAAGGUAUCGAAAGCACAACUUAGUAAAUUGGUGAAUUUGAUGAAAGUGAAAAACAAACAAUUUUAAUUCUGAAUCCUCAAUUGAUUUGGGGAUAAUUAAUAAUUAUUAAAUCAGCUAACUAUUUAAUAUAUUAUGAUCAAAUUUGGUAUUCUUUAUAUAAUAUUUCUUAUUAGGAAUAAUAUCUACUAAGAAGAUAUAAUAAUGAAGAGGGUCUAAAAUAUUAAGGCAAUAUUUAAGAUGAUUGUUAAGGAAAGUGUGGAGGAACAUAUAAUCUUUCUUUAACAUUUGUAAAGUAGAAAGGGAGGUAGAGAAGGUGUUCUCGAAAAUUAUCAUUUUAUUAAAACAAUACUUUAAUAUUAAUAACAAUGA